This is a messenger RNA of Symbiodinium pilosum, 4021 nucleotides long. The record is from the annotation of a GenBank genome assembly. Lineage: Eukaryota; Dinophyceae; Suessiales; Symbiodiniaceae.
GUCCUCGGAGGAAGCCCUGCCUGGCAUUACCGCAGAAGAGUUGAGAGGCGCAAACUUCGAGGGGCCUCUGGCAGAGGCUAUGCUGUUGCAGGCCCGGGCUCUUACCACUCUCGUGGGUCAGAUGAGCUCAGCGAGUUCGGAUCCCCUGGGCGACUUCCAGACAGCUCAAACCCUGUCAACUCGGGGGACAAUCGGCCGCCAGAAGCUGCAGGCCGAGGGCGCUUUCUUUGAGAAGGCCUACACGGCAGCAGCCCGAAGAAUGUACCCGGCUUCCAAGCCAGCCAGUGCCUCCGAGCUGGUGCUUCGCGAACCCGUGAUGCAGCGCUAUCUCGAGAGAUACGGAGGCUACGAGAGGCAGAAGGACCUGGGGCUCUUCCAGUGGCAGCUCGCCCAGCUCAUGGACCUCAUGGCAAUGGGAGAGACAAAAGGAGCCGCCGACAUCAUCGCCCAGCUCAUGAUCAUGAUCGAGCAGACAGCGCUCGAUGGAAAGUCCGAUCUGGGCUGGCUGAUGACUUUGCAGCACGACCCGCCAGCCUCGAUCUUCGUCGAUCACCAGGGUCUUCCGGAACUUGAUGCUCUUACGCUGAAGAGGGCCGAGUUCGCCAAAGCAAAGCCGACACCUUCUCUCCCGACCAGGCCCGAGCCGAAGGCGCCAGACCCGAAGGGAGAGCAGCCUCUCACUCGCAAACAGCUCAGGGCCAAGCUUUGGGCGGAGAAAAAGUCGGAUGCCUUGCCCGACGCAUGUUUCCGCGCGAAAUUAUGUUUUCUCAAGUGGGCCGCAGCCCUCCCUCGGCUGCUUUUGGCCACUCGGACCUCCUUUGCCAGGUUCCUUCGUUCAACUUUUGCUGUUGCCAGCCACCACGGGGAUGCACUCCCCGAUACCGCCCUUUUCCCGCUACCUGUGCCCGUGCCGGGCCUUUUUCAGCGUUGUGACCCGAAGUCGCCCGACGGCGAUCCUAAGGCAGCCCUGCAUGCCCGCCUCCUCAACCGUGUUGUGCGCAUAGUUGUGAUGGCCUUGAACUUCCUUCAUGCUGACUGCCGCCCGAUCCCCGUUGCAGCACUUCGGAGGCCUCCGUCGAGCACCCAGUCCAAAGUCCUAGGCCGGGUCCGUAGGAUGCUUGAGGCGAGUAGUCGCUUUGUCGACAAAUUCGUCGUUGCCUCUGGCCGCCGCUCAGCCCACCUUCUUGCGCGCCAGGAAGAGUUGCGCUCCUUCCUUGAGCACUGCGGCUUGCCUGCGACUUUGUACCCUGGAUGCCCCGACGCUGGAUCUUUUGUUCCCCACCGUGGUGGACCUCCUGAACUGAAACCUUACCGCGAUGCAGAUGCCAGCCGGCUUGCCAUCACUGGCCAGGGCCACUGGGACAUCACUCCCUUUCUGAGUGAGGAGCUCCUAAUGCCCUUCUUGGAACCUGCUGUACCCGAGAUGACGCCUUCCCUGACACCUCGCGUGACUGCCCGGCUGAGGCCCUUAGGCUUUUCAAGCUGUGGGACUCCCUUGGCCUUCUCCGUGUUUGCCCGGGUCCUCGAGACCCCCAUGACCUUUGCCGUGUGUUCGGGUACCUCCGCUGCCGCAGCCUCCCUUGAGCAUGCCGCCUCUCAGACCCGUGCCCUGAGAGACGUCCGCGGCGACCGGCCCCUCCUGCAGCGUGGAGACCAUGGUGGAGUUGAGUAUGCUACUCAGGCUCACGAGCAGCUUCUUGGGCGCCGAGGCCUCCUCUCUGCACGUACCCGUGUUGUGUCUUCAAGGCCCGCCCCCCCGGGUCCCCUUCACGAUGCACUCAUCAUCGAUGAUUACUUCGCGAUAUCAGCUGAGAAGGUCACAGACUUCCAAGACCUCUCCGGUGAUGCCCUUUCCGAGGCCCUUCGCAAAACCGCCGCAGGUCAGUGCAUUUCUCAAGCCAAGGCCGCCUACAGCUCUGCCUCCCUCCGAGGUUCCGAUGCCAAAGACAACCUUGGCGCGUUGCGCUACACCGUUGCUGGCGCGCAGAUAGAUUCAAGCCUCGAAAACCUUAAGGCAGGCCAGGUCCUAGCCGGUGCCCCUUUGCACAAAAGGCUCUCCCUUUCCUAUCUGUCUCUGCAGGCCGCCGCCCUCCCUGCCAUCACCGAGGAGCUUGCAGCAAUUUUUGCCGGCUCUAGGGUUUCUUUUCUCCAGUUCAGGAAGUGCCUCUCUUGCGCACUCGACAAGUUUUUCCGUCUUGGGCGCCCUUCCGGCACAGCUCCCGGAAGCAACCUCCAGCCGCUUCCCAGGAAGGCUGCUGAGGAACUCUGCCUCCUCGCAGCUCUUGCGCCAAUCAUCUGCGCGGACUUAGCCGUCCCCUAUGAUGAGAAUGUUUACUGCACUGACGCCUCCCUCCAAGAGGGGGCGGUCUGCCGCGCCCACAUCGGGGCUGAUGUGUCUGAGCUUCUCUGGCUCUCUGCUGGCCGAAAGGCUCCUCACGCUCCGCUCUGCAGCAGCCACGCCCGAGAGCAGCCUCUGCACUUGCCUGCCGAUGAUCACCCCCCACCUCAAUCUCCUCCUAAAGAGCUUGGCUUGGACUAUGAUUUUAUUGAGGUCUAUGGGGGGUCUGGUAAAGUUUCUCGAGCCGUUUCUCGUCUAGGUUGGCGGCCCGGGCCCUGCAUUGACUUGUCCUCAAGCGAGGAGUUCGACAUGAAGAAGCUCCAUGUGUUGGACUGGAUCCUUUACAUGAUCCUCCACGGCCGCCUGCGCUCCCUUAUGCUUGAGGUCCCGUGCACCACCUUCACGACUGCCGCUUGGCCUGCCGUCAGGUCCCAUGCACUCCCUCUCGGUUUUGACCGGCGCCUCCCCAAAACCUGGCUGGGAAACUUCCUCGCAUUCAGGGCCUUGAUCAUCUUCAGGCUUUGUUUGUCCUUAGGGGUCGCAUGCCUGAUUGAGAAUCCUCGUAGAUCGAAGUUCUUCUGGUUGCCCGCUGUCAAAGCCCUCCUUCGCAAACCUGAGGUCCGCUAUGACUGGCUGGCCUCUUGCGCAUAUGGGUCCCCUCACAAGAAGGAAUUUGGGUUUCUCUCCUGCCAUGCCGAGACUGCUCAGCUUCACCGCAAGUGUCCUGGCGGGCAUAGCCAUCUCCCUGUUCAGGGCAAGCAUGCAAAGGCGAGUGCCAUCUACCAUGAUACUGUUGCGCUAGCCCUAGGCUCCGUGUUCGAUAGAGCUCUCAAGGCUCUACCGCCUCCGCCUGCUCCUGAAGCUGAGGGCCUUGAAGGUCUAGUCGUCAACGACAUCCUGGCCAGCACCGAGUGGGAGGUCGCUUCCUCGUGGACUUGGAAGUCGCCUCGGCACAUCAACGUACUUGAAAGUGACAGUGGCCUUGCUCUCUACAAAAAAGCUUGCCCUCGAGAACGGCUCAACGUAGCCGAUGAUCUUACCCGUGGCCGGGAUGCCAGGCCUCCUGUGCCUCUCUCAAUUCUUGACCACUUCAGCCUGAGCGAGGCUUUUGAGGUCACUGGAACCACGCUUGACAGCGCACUCAGCCAGGUGCCCUUUGACGCUGAACGCUUCAUUGGGCUCCUGACCGAGUACGGGCAGGACUUGUACAACUCUGGUCGACCGUACUGGCACUUUAGCGAGACGCUGAACGCGGUUACGUCUCUGAAGCCUGUCUUGAGACGCCAAGCCCAGGCAGCCUGGGACCUAGCCUUUACGUGGUUAGCUGAGGAACCUUCGACCCAUCACAUUGCUAUGCCUGCCGUAAUCUUGACCUCAAUCCUGUCAGCCUGCCUUUGCUGGGGAUGGACGCGUGAGGCAGGCGUUUUUGCUCUGUGCUUCGGAGGCCUCCUAAGAGUCGGCAAGGCUACAAAAGCGAGGAGGAGAGACCUUGUUUUUCCGAGGGAUGCCCUCGGCACUCAGGACUUCAUCCUCAUCAAGAUCAACGAGCCAAAGACUAGGGGCCGCUCAGCGCGCCAUCAGGCGGGUCGUGUCGAAGCUGCGGACCUCGUCAACGUCAUCGCCUUGGCUUUCGAGACUUGCCCAGGGAAUGUUUUCUCUGGCCCCAGUCUGGACAGACCUUGA